Molecule: messenger RNA, 1173 nt
Organism: Striga hermonthica
Lineage: Eukaryota; Viridiplantae; Streptophyta; Magnoliopsida; Lamiales; Orobanchaceae
Source: the annotation of a GenBank genome assembly
AUGGCAGCUCUGCGCUCUCCACACUUCGUUUCUGUCAGAGGUGCAAUAUCGUUUCUUGGAACGUCUCUGGCUAGCAACCCGCCUCUCCUAAAUCUGCACACUCUCCAAUCAAUUGCUAGAUUUAGAGAAACAUUAUGGGGAUCAAAGUUCAUAUCUUCUCAGGGAUCUCUCAAGCUCAUGCAGAGAACACACUCCAUUAGGCCUUCUGGGGCUUCCAUGGAUAAUAAAGAAAUACCUUCGAAUUUCUUGAGAGACAAAAAGAUGGUUCCUGAUUCAGAUCCUCCCAGUGAUGACGAUAUCAAUCGUUUGCAUCAGUUCUUUGAUACUUGCUCAAAGCUUGUUAUCUUGACUGGAGCUGGGAUAAGCACAGAGAGUGGUAUUCCUGAUUAUAGAAGCCCUAACGGAGCUUACAGUACUGGUUUCCGGCCGAUUACUCAUCAGCAAUUUAUUCGUUCCUGUCGAGCCCGAAGGCGGUAUUGGGCAAGGAGCUAUGCUGGAUGGAGAAGAUUUGCUGCAGCACAACCAGGGCCGGCGCAUAUCGCAUUAGCUUCUCUUGAGAAAGCUGGCCGUGUAAAUUUUAUGAUGACACAAAAUGUAGAUCGGUUGCACCAUCGUGCUGGCAGCAAUCCUCUUGAGUUGCAUGGAACUGUAUAUGUAGUUGCUUGUACUGAAUGUGGUUUUUCUCUUCCACGAGAUUCAUUUCAGGACCAUGUGAAGGCUCUUAAUCCUAAGUGGGCAGAAGCAAUUGAAAACCUGGACUACAACAGCCAGUCGGACAAGAGCUUUGGUAUGAAACAAAGGCCUGAUGGUGAUAUUGAGAUUGACGAGAAGUUCUGGGAGGAAGACUUCCUCAUUCCUGUUUGCGAGAGGUGUAGUGGAAUACUGAAACCUGAUGUUGUCUUUUUCGGCGAUAAUGUCCCCAAGUGUAGGGCUGAUAAAGCUCUGGAAGCUGCAAAAGAAUGUGAUGGUUUCCUUGUUCUUGGUUCAUCAUUGAUGACCAUGUCUGCUUUCCGCCUCAUCCGGGCUGCUCAUGAGGCUGGUGCUGCCACUGCCAUUGUUAACAUCGGCGUAACCAGAGCUGAUGAUUUUGUUCCUCUGAAAAUUAAAGCUCGACUUGGCGAGUUGUUGCCGAGGUUGCUUGCAGCAGGAUCACUCAGUGUGCCUAUUGCAUAG